UACUUCCGGUGUCCACGUAAGAAUGGGAAAUUUAACCUCCUCCCAUCCAAGGGGUCUGUCCAGCACUGCCUGUUUACAGUACGUUCAGGAUGUGGUGGCACAGAACUGUGUUGUGAUAUUUUCCAAGACCACCUGCCCAUAUUGUAAAAUGGCCAAAAACGUCUUCAACGAAAUUGGCGCAACCUACAAAGUGAUCGAACUGGAUGAGCACAAUGACGGGCGGAGUCUGCAAGAGGCCCUAGCUCAGAUGACCGGUGCCAAGACGGUAAGAAGGACCUCACCUUCUUGUCCGAUUGCUUUCUACCACCCCUAA
Messenger RNA from Neolamprologus brichardi, 313 nucleotides. NCBI's taxonomy places the organism in Eukaryota, Metazoa, Chordata, Actinopteri, Cichliformes, Cichlidae. The record is from RefSeq and is a predicted model, not a curated record.